CAUUUACAGUUUAAUCGGUGCGCGUUAUCAUAGUAUUUAAAAAUGAUACGGUAAAAAGUAUGUUGGGUUGCAGAUUUCGAGUCAGGCGCUUUGUUUUGACGUUUUACCUGUGUUGUGUGUGAGUUCGACAUUUAGCCCAUAAUUAGUAGGUUUGCAUUAUCUUAGAUCUGCCUAAUCUAAUCUGUAGCCUAUAGGCCUAGUGAUGUUUUUGGGUGGUUAGGGUGAAGUGACGGUAAUACCUAUAUGUAAGUGAAACGUGGCGUACGUGCGUAAUGUUUUGUUUUUGUCUGAGUUGCGGUUUCGGAUUUUAAAGCUUCAAGAGGAAUUUAAUUAUUUUUUGGUGAAAUUGGAGGUGUUUUUUAAGUAUCUACCUAAACAUCGGGUCGCAAUGCUUCACGUAACGACACGCGACAUCAGUUGGUUGCAGCGAGUUUUAAACUCAAUUGCAGAAUGCCUAUCAUAAUAAGGUCUACCUUGAAGUGGUACGGAACGUAUUUGCUGAUAUCUAUAAUGGCCCGAAUUAUAUCACUUGGCUUAUCUAAACCGCCGACACAAACUUGUCUGUCCCCAGCGCAACGAUUCGAGAAUUAUGACACUACCGGUAACAGUACGUCCGCUGCGCACUGCCCCCGAUAACCGUCCUACGGCGCAUUUAAACCGGCGCAAAACCGCCUCCUGUCAGACGCGCGAGGACGUGGUCAGCGGCGGGAGGGUGCAGCCGCCCUUAACAAAAAUCACCAAUCAGACCCAAAACCGUAGAUCGUGGCACGUCGGAUACGGCGCGCUUCACGACAGAGACACAACGAUCACGACAAGUAUUACCAUCGAAGCCGUGGCGGGGGCGAUUAGUGGUGCUAGCAGAAGAGUCGAAGGUUGUAAAAAGGAAAAAGUGGCCGAACAAGCAACGCUUCUAGACUCAACACAAAAACGUCCAGCGAUAGUGAAAAAAAAGACAAGAGAUCGACCUCCAGUGCCCAUUCACACUGAAUCCGAUGCCGCCGCCAAUUGCGGUGGCGGCGGCAUGCUGCCGAGGCUGCGUCUAAAAGGGCGGCGCGAAAGCGGCAAUAGCGAUGAGAACGAUAAGCUAGUACAUAAAAAUGGCCAGCCGCCUACCAUUUUAAAAACCGCUGCUAGUUUGGCCAGUUUGAGAAAUUGCGAGACUGUGUUGGCUCUUUCCGGGAUUUUAAGGUCGGCUUCAAGUUCGUCUUCGAUAGGGCCCCUUCAGCCGCAAAACAGGCUUCGAGUAGCACCAACUAGCGGCCACUCACGCCUGUGCUCGCGUUGCUCCAGCCUCCUCACGCUUGCUUCCGGGUCCAGGUAUUCCCUCGAUUCCGUGAACGGAUUUACGCGAGUUCCGACUACUCCCGAGGAAACUUUGCCUCCUAUAUUAUGCAAACUGUGCUUAGAUGAGGUGCCUCUUCUGUGCGUAUCGAGGAUACGGCAGUGUGACUGUGCCUUUUGCUUGAAAUGUAUGAAAUCCUAUGUUGAAUUCGAAAUAUCGGAAGGAGCCUACGACAUUUCUUGUCCAGAUGCACAAUGUUCAUCUCAGGGUGUGUUGGAAGAAGACGAGAUCCAAAGACUGGUUGGUAGUGAUUUACUAGAAAAACACAACAAAUACAGGCUUAAUAGAGAGAUAGAAUUAGACAAGAGUCGAAUGUGGUGCCCCAGGGCGGGUUGUGAGACAGUUUGCCGACUGUGCCCUACUCAGCCUUGCUCGCCCCAAUCUGUGCAGUGCCCAACUUGUUCGACCGAUUUCUGUAGUAAUUGUAAAUUGGAGUGGCAUGAAGCAAUAAUUCUCUUUUAUAUAGGUGUAACCUGCGAUGAACACACCAAACGUCUAGCGAAAGAAGGUAAGACAAUACCAGACGCCGGCAUACCCUUCGAUCCAGAUCUAAUAAAAAGAUGUCCAAUGUGCGGCGUGCCCAUCGAGAAGGAUGAAGGAUGCGCGCAGAUGAUGUGCAAACGCUGUAAACACGUGUUUUGCUGGUACUGCUUGGCUAGUUUAGAUGACGAUUUUCUACUACGUCACUACGACAAAGGGCCGUGCAAAAACAAACUGGGACACUCUCGUGCUUCUGUGAUUUGGCACCGGACACAAGUGAUCGGGAUAUUCGCGGGUUUCGGUAUUCUUUUAUUAGUGGCGUCACCUUUGCUACUUUUGGCUGCACCCUGUAUAGUGUGCUGCAAGUGUCGCAUUUGUAAUGCCGGUACCACCAAAUUAAACCAUGACGAUGAGAUACACGAGGAUAGAUGAUUUGUAAUGACAAAGGACUAGAAGGUAAAAUGUUUUAAAAACUCAAAAAACACUAUGAAGAAGUUUUAAACCUUUUUCCUCAAUAGAUCUUUGACUUUAAGUUUUGCUGUUACUUUAGAUUUUUUAAAAUAUCCAGUUGCGGUGUGGUUCCUCGUAACUUUCUUGGUUAAAAGAUGAAAGAUUCUGUUAUUUUAAAGUCAGUAUUUUUUCAGCAAAUUUAACGAAUGUUACAUACUCACGUAAGUGUAGGGGAAAGGCGGGCAAAAUGGGGGAGUUUGUCUCCAAAUAAAGAUAACUUUAGUAUUAAUUGACACAGAAACUUAAAUUAACGAAAAAAUCAUUUCUACAUAUCAUGCCUAAGUUAUAAGAGCUUAAAAGAAAAUAAAACAUAUACAAGUUUUUUGUUACAGUAAUUUUAGCAAAACAAUGCUAAUUGCCCUGUUUUGCCUGCACGGUCAGGCAAAAUGGGAUUGGACCUUACUUGUAUAACUCACCAACUAAAACGGCUUUGUCAUCUUCGUCUUCAAAUCCUGCGCAUGAGUUAUGGGGCCAGUGGUGACACGUUGAGCAAGCUAUCCAUCCUUCCGUUGACGAAGAGUAAAAAUCUUUACUUCAAAACUUCACUGUCACUUGAGUCAUUAUUUUUCAGAAUAGUGGAGGCUUUAGUAAUUUUUUUCUUUUUUUGGUGAUGGUGCAAGGUUUUCCUUCACAAGAGUUUUCCCUUUAGAAUUUUUAUUCUUUUUUUGCUCAGCUUCCUCUAGCUCGUUUUUGUAAGGCGAAGACGAUAAAAUAGCAGUCUUUCCUCUUUUACGAGAAACUCUUUUCUCAGUUUGUUUUAUUUUAGGGAUUGGAAUUAUACCCUCAGGACUAACAAUCUUAAAGCUCAUCUCUGAACCUUUUGAUGUACCUGAUUUGGAAAUAUCAAUUGGUUCUGGAGUUUUUUCUUUAACUAAAUUAAUUUCCGAUAGUUCUGUUUCAUUCAUAGUUUCACUAUUAUUAUUUUUAGGUGGUUUUUUCAAUAUUUUCAUUUUGUUCAAUAUUUAUUGUUUCGGAAGGCAAAAAGUGUGCAUCAGUGAAAACAUCCAGGAUACACGACCAGGAUUAGCUCUAAGCCAUGUGGGUACUUCUUCAGCGUUUUUUUUGGUUUCAUUAAAGCUACAUCUAGGGCUUGUAGCCGAUGGGUGCAAAGGGGAAGGUAGCAGAUCAAAAUAACUCCAUGUUCCCUGGCGUAAUUAAUAACUUCCAGGUUUUUUGUGUGGGAUGAAUGUCCAUCCAAAAGAAGCAGAAUUGGUGGGUCUUUUGAGGGCUUGGCAAAUUCAACAAAUUUUUUGAACCAAAUGAAGAAUAAAUUUUUAUUUAUCCACCCAACCGCCAGUAACAAUUCCAUCCAUGAAAGCUUGUUGAAUUUUUUUUCUACCAAAUAUAAACAUGGGAAGCAUGUAUGCUCCUGAAGCCGAAAAGCAUAUUUCAACGGUGACGAUCUCACCCCUCUCCCCUGACGUCAAGGCUCCGACUUGUCUUUUCCCUUUAGUUGCAAUAAUUUUAGACAUUCCCUUUGGAUUAACUGACACUCCGGUUUCGUCUACAUUAUAGAUUUUAUCGGCUGUCAGUUGAUAUUUAUCUACAGUUUCGAUAAGUAAGUUAAAAAAAUUACCUACAACCACUUUAUUAAACCCCAUUGCUCGAGCUCCAGGUGUUGCUUCUGGUGUUCUGAUUGAAAGUUCCGGAUGUCGACGCAAAAAACUCUGCAUCCAAUCCUUCCCAGCCAUGCCAAGUUCUUUAUUAAACGGAUGAUCAAGUUACGAGCUCAGCUAAUUGAAAUGCUAAACGUCUGCAUUCAGUCAUCGUUAAACUAAACAAUCUUUUUUCCAUGUGCAUUAAAUAAUUUGCAAGGUCUUGUUCCUAUUCAGGAGUGAAUAUUGCCUUAAAUCGUCAAAGAUUUAGUAACAACAUACCCGGAAUUUUCCCUAGCUUUUUUAACGUUGCGCUCUAAUGUAGAUUGAGGCACAUUAAAACUGGUAGAUGCUCUGUAGUACCCCAUUUUGCCAUUUAAUACUGCUAUUACAGCAUUCUGCAUACUGUCCGUGGAUCAUUCGUGUCGGUCAGAAUGGCGGUUGUACUUAAACACCAUCUGAAAAUAAUAAUUCUUAUUAUUGUUUUAUAUUGGGCGGGUAAAAUGGGGUAGUACCCCAUUUUGGCCUACCCCGUUUUGCUCAAAUGCACAUUUUGAGGUUAGGUAUAUGUCUUCCCUGUUCGAUUAAAAAAUUACUAAACAUUUUUACACAGAAAUAUGCCUAAAUGUGUAUACUUUUCCAUAAAGAAUAACAAUUAAAUAUAAAUUACAAUUAUGGCUUACUUACCUUUUAUUAAAUUAUUGACGAAAAUAUACCUGCACCUCUAAAACAAACACCGCUCGACUGACCGAUAUUCACGCAGCUUCUGAAGUGACAGCACUUUUUGCCAUCGAUCGGGCAGGGUCUUAAACUAAGCUGUACGAACUUUCGGAUAGAUGGAGCUGGCUGUACUAAAAAUAAUCACGGCACCCCGUUUUGCCCGCCUACCCCAUCUUGCCCGCCUUUCCCCUACCGGGAGGGAUCAGUCUCGAGCCUCAUCACCAGGAUCUCUAAAAUCAUAAGAUAUAUAAAAUUCGAUUAAAUUAUUUAUUAAUUAUAAAGAUGUAAUCUGAUAAUUAGGGAUCCAUUUUAAAUUUUGAUAUAUGAACAUUUUUACUAUGUCGGCUCGCUUAUGAUCUUCUUGUGAUUUAAUUUAUUGAGGACGUGCUAUAAACUGUAUAAAUACGUGUAUAUAAAAUGUUUAAUGUUGUUAUUUUAGUUUAAAUCUAGUUUUUACUUAAUAGAAAUGUAUGCAAAUUUACAAAAAAAUAAUAACCUUAAAUAUACAAAAAUGUAUAGAGCUGCUGAUGGUGAACUUCAUGAUUCAAUUAUAAUCGAUGAAGUUGUUUAUUCAUAAGUAAGACUAACCGAACUAAACCGGGAUGAAAUAUCAAAUAUCUAUAGAAGAGAAUAUAUAUAUAUAUAUAUAGACCUAAUAACUUUUCUAUUUUUUAAUUGAGUGUUUACAUUCUACCAAUUGUUUUCAAAAAUAAAACUAUGCAAAAGUAAAGAAAUGUAUUUUUAUACUUUUUAGAAUUUUAAUUGACCGAUUUUUAUGCCUUCAAAUCUCAACUCUCCUUAAAUUAUUAAAAAUGGGACCUUUGUGGCUUUAAUAUAUUUUUAAAAUAAAAUAAUUUUAUAAUUUUUCUUUUGGUAUUACUACUUUAUUUUCUUCAAUAGUCUUAAAAUGCAUUUUAAGAUAUAGCGAAUAAGCUUUAACCUAAGAGUUACUUACAUUUUUAUUUAAGUUAUACCUUUUGUUCGUAGUUUCGCAGCUAUAACGAUCUUUUGCAUUUAAAAUGAAACAAGUAGAUAGGAUCAAGAUAACAUUGUUUACUACUAAAAAAAAUAUUCGAUUUGAACUUAAAACAUUGAAAGGCUAGAAUUAGCAUUAUUAUAGAACUAUGGGCAGUUUCUUUUUGCAACAUAUCUGAUGCAAUGAUGCCAAACGCUCAUGUAGAAAUAACAAAAAAAACACUUUAAAAUAUCAUAAAAAUUUGUCACUUAUUUUGACAGGCACAAAACAAUACUAGGGGAAAGUGUUGUACCUUGGGUCAUUUUUUGGUUUUUUACUGUUAUACAUUCUAGAAAUAUAUAUUUACGAAAUGUAUUUCAUACAUUAGUUAUACUAGCUCUUUGUAUACGUAAUUUAGGUUUUUAAACAUUUACAAACAAAUUUUAACUUUCAAAAAACUAACCAGUUUUUUGAAAAAUACGUUUUAGCUAGCCCUUAAAAGAUGACCCAAGGUACAAACCAGUAAUGUACCUUGAACCAGUAUAUGUUGUACCUUGGGUCAGUUAUAAAAAAAAUAAAUGGAAACGAAUUUUUAAAGAUUUUUCUUAAAUAUCUUAAAGACAUAGAAAAAGUUAUUAAUCGAAUGAAUAUAUUUGCAAACAAAUACUUAUUUAACAUUAAAUCCACUAAAUUCAACAUCAAACUGAAGGUGAGCAUCAUGACGUGCAGUUCCGUUUAUUUUGUGUGGUUGCGGAAGCUUACGUAUAAUAUCGCUACGCAAAAAAUCAUAGGUCUCGGUUGAGUCAUUUAUAAAUUGAAUGGUGCUUAAAAUUCUGCGUACAUAUUUGAGUUCGUUAUGAGUCCCACUAUUAAGUAUUUUGGCAACAUAAUAAGUGAAUGAUUUCUUUCCAGCAACUUUCACUAAAACGAAGUCUCCUUGUUGAAUAUCAAAAUCUUUAGGUAAGUCGUAUAUAUUUUGGUCAUUUAUUAAUUGUUCCUCUCUAGCUACUAAGUCCUCAAAUGUUUCUUCACCACUACUUUAAGUUGAUCUAUCCUCAUAUUUAGCAACGCUUUUUGGUACAUUUUUCAAAACACGUUCUUCAACUAUUCUCUUAGUAGCUGCAUAAACCAGAUGAUGCAUUUGCUAAAGUCUUUCUCUUUUUAAGGCCCUCUAUUUUAUCUUUCUCUGGAGUGUCAGUAAGGAUACGUGACUUUCCUCUAGCUCUACCUGACUUCAUUUUCUGUCGUUCCUCCUUGAAGAAAAUUUGAUAUAGAGGGAUCUCCAUUCGGUUUAACGUUGACUUAUUUACGAUUGUCAGUAGACUGAUCUAAAGGACGAUUGGUCAUAUAUGAUGACAAAAACUCGCUCUCUUCAAAAAUAUUUUCAUUGACUGGAUAAAUACCACUUACUUCAAAUCCCUUCUUAGUUAGAUGUAGUAAAUGUUUUUGGAAAUUCCUUGCCUGCAAGCUCAGCUACAUCAUAAAUCGUAAUGGUUCGUCCAGGAUGCAUAAUCGGAUGAUGACUGUAGUCUGACUCUGAUGCGGCAUUAUAAUAAGUUUUCAUAGGCCCAACAACUGUUCUGUCGAGCGGUUGCAUAUUGUGACUAGUAUGGGGGUGGAACGUAAUCAGUAUAAUGCAAAUAUUCUUUGCAAAAAUAAAUAACUGGGAAAUUCACAUGGCUAUCCUGAUUGUCUAAGACUAGUAAAACUGAAUCUUUAAUUGAUGGUUUCACAUGAUUCUUGAAGUGAUUGAUGCAAAAACAAUAUUUCGUUUGACCAACCGGAUGGAUUUGCACCUCCUAUGGUUCCAACUGGACAACCCUUCAGCAUAUGCGCCUUAAAAUUUAAUCUUGGAAAUAUCAUCAUUGGCGGGAUGUGAUUGCCAAUUCCAUUUAUUGAGGCUAUAAGUGUAACGUUUUGUCCUCGUUCUGCACCGGUCUUUUGACCCAACUGUUUUAUUCCCUUGACUCCGAUUAUUUUUGGUGGCUUAUGGACAGUUGUUAGGCCUGUCUCGUCCCAGUUCCAAAUUUUUUCUAGUGUGAAAUUGCCGCAAGAUAGGCCUUGUUUGUAAUUCCUAAAGAAGAUGGGGAACGAUGUUUGUUUUAUUAAAGGCCGUUGAUCGGGCCAAACUCGUAGGCUCGGGUUUCCGAAGAGACAAAUCUGCAUGUCUUUUAAGGAACUGCCUUAGCCAUUCCUUUCCAGCUAUCUUAUUUUGGGCCCAAGAAGGCGGAUGUAACUUAUUAUUUGUAAUUGCAUACUGGUAUGCUAAGGUAAGAACAUCCAUUUUAGCCAACUCAUAAUGCAGGCGUGCAGCAGUGAGAAGAAGGUUUUUAACUCAACCUCUUCUUUUUUAUUAAAAACCUGUUUCACAUUAUUAGCAGCAACAUAUGAAAGUUCUGCAGCUCCCGAAUUUCUGAAGGAUUGUACGUGUCUGAUAAGCGUAUUUUUGGAUAUGUUAUAGCAUCUUACCGCUUCCCUAAUUCAUAACUCCCCACUGAUGCAUUUAUUAGCUGCUGCAAUUAUAUCCUGGGAGUUUAUGUGCGCUCUUUUUGCACCUACUUUACUUCGAGGCAUUUUUAUAUGACUAUCUGAAACAAUAGAAAGUCUUUUAAGAUAUACCUAUAUAAUUAAAAUAAAAGUAAAAAUGAUAUUAUUUUCAAUAAGAUUGUGCUUUGUAAUAAGUCAUGUACCUUGGACCGGUCCAAGGUAAAACAGUUUUUCUUCACGACGCCCACGGACAAGCAUCACAAAUUUGAACGUAGCCGCUGUCAAGAAGUUUAUUUUGAAAAACCGCCGUACUACAGUGCAGGAAAUUUGUCAAUCUGAAAAUCUUGAAAAAGUGCGACAGUCUUUCCGACCAAAGAGACAUGGUUGCAGUGUAAAAAAAUGCUCCUACUCCAAGAUAACGCCAUACCGCAUACUGCCAAAAUUACACAACAAAAAAAUUCUCAAAUUAGGGUGGACUACUUUGGAACACCCUCCCUAAAGUCCGGACCUCUCUCCCUGUGAUUUCUACUUGUUCGGGCCUCAGAAGGAAGAGCUUGGAGUGAAGCGAAUCAGCAGCAACCAGCAGGUCAAAAGCUUAAAGUGUAAAUGGCUAGAGAGCCGACCUCAUUCAUUCUACGAAACGGGCAUGAAGAAACUUCCAAUUCAAUGGGACAAAUGUAUUCAAAAGGGAGGGAACUAUGUAGAAAAUUUUAUUUUUUGUUGAUAAGUUUUUGCAAUAAAUUUAAAAAAAAGGUUGGUUAAUAUUUGAUCCACCCUCGUAUUUUCGAAAUUUUUGAAAUAACAAUAAAAUUGAAUUACCUAUUAAGGUUAUAACUAAUGGUAACAUUGGUAACAGUUUUUAAAAUUAACUAAAGAAAUGCCCCUUUUAUUUUCAUAAUUUUCUGUAAUAUUGGGAGUAUAUUUACGAAUAUGAAUGGGUCGCUGGGUCAUUUCUUGGCAAAGGCUGCAAAGGAAUUUCUAAGGAAAUGUAGGAUGACGAUGACUCCACAGACUUGUAUUUAAUUUCUACAGACUUUGUAACAUUCUUGAGAUUUUUGGGUAAUGGGCUCAACGACAUACAGCUAUUUGCGGCUUGCUCCGUCAGUUCCAAAGGAUAGGUGGAUUCAAUUGUGCGCUUCAUUACCGAAAGGGAAAAAUUAAAAGAAAUCUGAUAUUUAAUUUGAAUUACUUUUCAAUCAAAUAAAAAAAUGAAACAAUAUGACACUGAUGUGUUUUUGAAGGUGGUAGACAAUGGUACAGUGAAAACAUCUUGUCGGACUUGCAUUGUCUUAUUUAUUUAAUGUAAGAAAACGUCAAAAAAAUUUUUGACAAACUAUAAAAUGAAUGUCAAAUAAACGUCAAAUUACUUUUUACGCAGUAGUGCCUAAAAAGACUUUUUCUUCGGAAAAAAAUUGUAUGUUACACGUGUGUUAAAUCCUCUUUUUCUAUUCGUUCAUAAAAAAAGAAUCAUUUUACACACUUAUUACAUAAAUAACUAUCAUGCAUUAGUUUUUCUACUGUUGUUUUGUGUUUUUUUUGUUUUUUUUUUUUAAACAAAAAUUUUUAAAACUGUACAAAUUCAUCGAAAACAAUGAUUUAUUUUUUUAUGAGAUAAGGAGUUUUGCACCCUUAAUGAUGGCGCAAUUGGAAACUGGUCAUUACUAUUUUGAAUAGGCUCGUAAUGUAUUUUUUUGGUAUUACUUGGUGUUGAUUCCCACGUUUCAAAUUCACUUUGAAAGCUAUUUCUAUACUGUGUUACAGGUUGUCCUUUUUAUAAACAAUAUUUUUUGCUUUUGUGUAAGGAAUAAGACUAUACUGUAAAUCUAAACAUUCGGGAGAGUAGUUUUUAUAGCAAGACUGAUUCAUUUGCAAGAUUUUAAAUUUCAUUUUGCCUUCGAACAGUUGUAAUAAAAUUUUCAUUUACCUUAGUGGACCAUGUAUAAGUCGUACAUGUUUCUCAAUUACCCUGUGUGCGCGGUCUAUCUCUUUAGCUUCAGAGGGAGCUAGAAAAUUUUGAAGUACGAAAGACAUAAUAGAUUAUUUUUUUUAAUGCAUUUAUUAUCUUCAACCAAUUUUGUCAGGAUCCGUACUAAAGCAUUGGCGAAAUCUACCCCUCACGACGAGUUUACCGCCCUCACUCCACAUACUGUAAUGGACUGUUUUAAUUAAAUUGCAGUAUGCCUAAUUAAAUUAUAGCAAUUUAGCUUUUACUUAUAGAAAUGAGAUGAGAGAACUACUGCUAUACUUUUAUCAUUUUUUUUGUCACUAACUUUUUCUUGUUUUAUUUUUUUAUUAGUUACGUGUGUUUCGUAAAUCUGAACAGUCUCUUCUAAAGGGUUAGUUAGUAAUUUCAAUUCUGUAAAUUUAUUGUAUAUAUCUUUUUUAGGUUUAUGAAUGGAAAUAUUAAGCUCAAUUAAUAAUUUUCGAAUAUAUGUUAAACUUAUUUUCCCAAAAUGUGUCAUGAAUAACUUCUCUAUCUCGAGCACUAAAACUAUUGCUACAACAACUAAAUUUCCAAUUUUGUGUUUUACAGUCAUACUUAAUACUUUUUUUGGGAUGAAUAUUUGCUUUGAUAUCUACGCACUCUUCCCCAGCCUCCCACUUCCUUUUUCUUAUAUUCAUUUUCCAUUUAUUGGAGUUACGAGACCUUUUCCUGAUAAUUUUUUUUGUCGAUGAAGCAUUGACCAUAUCCAUGUGGGUUUGAGCUUGUUCCUCAAUGGGUAUCCCCCCAUGGAAUUCCGUUUCUGCUCGCCUCAUUUUGCUGAUUGUCAAAUUCUUUAUACUUGACUUAUUCAUUUGUAUUAUCAUUCCUAUUUUAUUGUAGGUUUUAUAUAGUAUAAUUUUCCAUAAUCAAACUGUAUUUAUCUACGACUAAGUAUUGGAAAUAUUUAGACUCUCUUUGAAGAUAUUUCUUUUUAUGUUCUCUGAAAUGAAAAUGAGAAAGUGCAAUUUAUUUUUAAAUAUUCCAAAAAUCAAUAUAAUAAUUUUUCAAUUUUCCUGGUCAAAUUCGAGCGACCCAGUCAUGGCCUAGUUGCAGUUUUAUUAUAUUAGGUUUUUUAUUUAUUUGAACGGUACAACCAAUUUACAAGAAUAUAAUAAAAUACCUAUUUUUUUACCAAACAUUAGUAUUAUAUUAGUCUAACGGGAAGUUCCUAAUAAUAAGACAGCAUAUGUCAUAGGAGAAUUUUAAUUAUUAGAAAUAAUUUUUUGGGAGGAAGAAAAACCUUCUGUUUUCUGUCUUUUAGGCACUGGUUUUGUUUAGAGCGUUGAAAAAAUUAAACCACAAACCCUGCUGUACUACAAAUUUAUUUGCAUGAACCAGCAAACAAUUUGACUCCUUUUCCUAAUAAUGAGAGUAGAGAUAUAAUCGAUGUCGAGAGAGAGAGAGAGAGCGAGAUUACUUUUUUCAGCUGAGACGCAAGAUGACCCUUGCCUCUUGAGAAAUUUUAAUUGAGUGCCGAGUUAUCUCCGUUACGUCGCACCCUCGCUACUGGAGCAGGUAACGUACUUAAUGCUGAUUGGUGCGCCAGGGAAGAAUAAUAUUGCCGAUUUUUUAUCUAACGGCGAGCAGAAAGAUAUUCUAAGAAAGUCGGCAGUUCUGAUGCGGUUUUUUGCUUGGUUGAUAUUUUGGGUUAAAAAACUAUUUAAAAUGAGAACUGAAAAUAUAUCCAUGCGCGAUAAUUUCGAACAAUAUGUUUAACAGAUAUUAUACAAAACCAAUAAACUGAAAAAAGCUAAAAACUAAAUACUUUAGGUAGCUUAGAUAAGCAGCAUAUGAAAAAAAAUAACAGUCUACAAAAAUUGAUUUGACUCAAAAACAGCCGAAAUUUUAAGCUCACAACUUCGCGGUAUACUAUACACAAGAGAACUAAACGGAGAGUUUAUAUAAAUAUAGAAAUAUUUAAUGGUUAUAAGGUCAUAAUCAUUGGAGCAAUUUUUCGUUUUAAUGUAGCUAUAGUGCGAAUAAACAGGUCAGUAUCAUUAUUUCUGUGUAAAAUAUUAAGCCAUGAGCAAGCUCGAUAUAAAAAUACAUUUCUUGCUAAGUUACUAGUUCUAUUUUCUAAAUAAAAAUUAAGGUGUUUUCUAGUGUGCAUAGGGGGACAAAAAGUUUAGGUCCCUUAAAAGUGAGGUGCAUGAAUUUUAUAGUUGCAUAGUUUAAAGAAAAAAGCUGGCUGCUUAGAAUAGCGCAGUGCUUCAGAGAUAAAAAAUAUAACUGUGCUUAAUUUAUAAAUGAAUAUUUGAGAUUGACAUACACUCGCACUUUUUAAUAUUCAGAGGUAGUUUAUUUAUUGACAGUACAAUAAAUAAACUGCUUUAGCAUCAAUGCCUCUUUGCAAUAGAUCAUAAUUCUCUUUAGAUUCUAUUAUGCGAAAUAUUUUUAAGUCACCUGCAAAUAAAAAAUACUCAGACAUAAUGGUACCAGUGAUAUCAUUGACAAAUAUAGAAAAAAUUAAUGCUGCAAGAUUGCUUCCUUGGGGGGGCACCACUCAGUGUGGGAUAACAAUUUGACUUAAAACAAAGCUUUUAUGCAUUGGCGGAAUUUUAGAAAAUUUCCAAACAUCUGGAAAAGUGGAAGUUUUUAUAGCAAGAUCGAAUAUAAGGAGCAGGGGGGCUGUGAAACAUUAUGCACAAUCUCGAAGAAUAAAAGGAGGGAUCAUAUUAUGUCCAGAUGAGUGUUUGUUUUUAAUUUUUUGCAGUGUAGUCUUCACUUCAUUUUCAGUGGGUUUAUUAAUAUAUUAUGGGAGCAGACAUCCGGGCUAAGGUGUGUAGGCACUGGAUGCGAUGAGUCGACGUAACACUCUUAAAAAAGUCAGCAAAAUCUUUGACAAUGCAUUAGGGUGCUAUAAAUGAGGAACGACCCAGAAUCACCGAAGCAGGAAUUCAGGAAAUGUUUAUCCUUUAUUCGUCAUUAACGUAUUUCCAAAAUUGUUUGGGAUUAUUUUUUACAAAUGACUCAGUUUUAUAUAUAUAUAGGCAUCUCAUGUUUGUUAGUCUUCUAAUAUUAGAGAAUGCAAUAUAGUUAGAAUGAAGUUUAUUUUUCCUGCAUAUUUUAUGUUUCCUGCAAGUUUUCAUUUCUUUCGUAAAUUUUUGGUAAUUUCAUUUGUAUACCAUACAGGGUAUUUUAAUUCGUAUUUGUUAAAUUUGAAGAGAGGCACUGUUUGGUCGAGUAUAUCUUAUAGAUGUUCAUAGAAAAGUGAUACUGCUAGAUUGACAUCAGACGCAGUAGUUAAAAACUGCCAAUUGGUCUCUGAGAGGAGUCUAUAAAGCAGAGGGUAAUUAGCCUUUUUAAAGUUGUAGCAUUUGCUAUUAGGAUGGGUUUGAAAGGAGCCACAUGAUAAUUUAUUCUCCAAGACCAGAAUGACAUUGAUGCUGGUAUGCGAUUUACCUUCAGGAACAAGUGUUCGAUUUUCUUUAGGCGCCUCACACUCAAAAUUAUCAGGGCGUUUGUGUAUGCGGGUUCACACACGUAUUUCUAAUUAGUUUUUCGAUAAAAAAAUACACUGUUUUACCACUAAAGGUAUACUUUGUUAUGUUAUCUUAAGUGUUCAUUUUAUCUACAUUAGAGAAGUAAAAAAGAAUUAUACAUAAAUAUAACUUAGUUACUUAAACUAACUAAAACAAACUUAAGUCUAAAAUGUGCAUCUUAAGAGCUAUGCUUACUCUACUGAUAACAUAAAUUAACUAAGGGUUAAUUUACAAAAUGAUAUUAUAUGUUUAACAUUUGAAUUGAACUCACCUACUGUAAUAUUUAAAUUUUGCCAAAGUCAUUAUUGUAUAUUGGCAAUACACCAAUUUUUGAAAUUGCACGCUUUACGGCACCAUGGAGCUGUAUUAUCGUCUUUUAUGAUUACUAAAGUCCCUAUUUUUUUUUUGCGGGUGGAAAAUGGAUUA
Messenger RNA from Anthonomus grandis grandis, 13981 nucleotides. Its product is annotated as E3 ubiquitin-protein ligase RNF144A. The coding region runs from base 590 to 2254 and encodes 554 amino acids. The transcript is spliced from 10 exons. Gene Ontology annotation, biological process: ubiquitin-dependent protein catabolic process; positive regulation of proteasomal ubiquitin-dependent protein catabolic process; protein polyubiquitination. Gene Ontology annotation, cellular component: cytoplasm; ubiquitin ligase complex. Gene Ontology annotation, molecular function: ubiquitin protein ligase activity; ubiquitin conjugating enzyme binding; zinc ion binding. NCBI's taxonomy places the organism in Eukaryota, Metazoa, Arthropoda, Insecta, Coleoptera, Curculionidae. The record is from RefSeq and is a predicted model, not a curated record.